UUAUAAUGAUCGACUAUUGCGCAGUGCUCAAUUCGUAUGCCGUUUGUUCUGUGAUCUGUUGGAUAGGAAGAUAGCUUAACUUUAUUCUGGAUACACGUUUGACUAUUACAUUUCGAGGAUUGGACACCAGGAGCCAAAAUGGCAGAAACUAUGGAGGAAUUUAAAACUUUGGAGUCUGCCAGUAAUGUCAGUCUUUCCACUGAGAAAGUUGCUGGGUUCAAUGUGUCUCCUGGUGCGGACACGAUUCCGAAUGGUCAUACAGACAACAGUAAACACACCUCUAACGGUGGUGGCUUGGACGCUACUUACCUAGCUAAGACAGGAAAUCCAACAAAAAAAAAUGAUGAAGUUGAUGAACAAAGUCAUAGUUGUGACGAAUCUGGAGGUGCAAAUGAUCAGACACAGCAAACUGAGAUUAAAACUAAGGAAGAUAUGGAGGAACAUUCUUCAAAUGUUUCCAACACUGAAAGUGUACACACAGACGAACACCGUGAGGCAGAACAUUCAGUCGAUGACACUGAACCUGUUGACGAUUCAGCAGCUGUUGACGAUUCAGAACCUGUUGACGAUUCAGAAGCUAUUAAUGAUCUGGAACCUGUUGACGAUUCAGCAGCUGUUGACGAUUCGAAACCUGUUGACGACUCAGAAGCUGUUGAUGAUUCGGAACCUGUUGACGAUUCAGAAGCUAUUAACGAUUUGGAACCUGUUGACGAUUCAAAAGCUGUUAACGAUUCAGAAAUUAUUAACGAUUCAGAAGUUGAAAACUCGUCAUUGUCUGUUCCAGUUGUUGAUGACGUCAAAGAGGAAAAUGGUUCAGAAGCAUUUGAAGCAGAUUCUUCCAAUACACGGCCAGAACAACAUAUCAAUGCUAAUGUUGCAGGUGAUGAAUCCAUAUCUGAAAGUCAGGAGAUACAAACUACCGAAGGACAGUUGCCAACAGGAAAUAAAACGCACGAUGAAUCAUUUUCUCCGAGUGAGAAUGGAGGAUCUGAAGUCAGAAUAUCAGCAGGAGAUUCAGAUCACUUGAUGGAACAUAAAAACCAGUCUGAAGUCUUGAAAUCUGAGCCUGUGCAAGAGAAUAUCCGAGAUUCCGAGCAUGACCCCAAAACACACGGUGACUCACUUUCUAUAAGUGAGAAUAGAGAAUCCGAAGUCAAAAUAUCAGCAGGAGAUGCAGAUCAGUUAAUUGAAGACAAAGAUAAAAACCAGUCUGAAGUCUUGAAAUCUGAGCCUGUGCAAGAGAAUAUCCGAGAUUCCGAGCAUGACCCCAAAACACACGGUGACUCACUUUCUAUAAGUGAGAAUAGAGAAUCCGAAGUCAAAAUAUCAGCAGGAGAUGCAGAUCAGUUAAUUGAAGACAAAGAUAAAAACCAGUCUGAAGUCUUGAAAUCUGAGCCUGUGCAAGAGAAUAUCCGAGAUUCCGAGCAUGACCCCAAAACACACGGUGACUCACUUUCUAUAAGUGAGAAUAGAGAAUCCGAAGUCAAAAUAUCAGCAGGAGAUGCAGAUCAGUUAAUUGAAGACAAAGAUAAAAACCAGUCUGAAGUCUUGAAAUCUGAGCCUGUGCAAGAGAAUAUCCGAGAUUCCGAGCAUGACCCCAAAACACACGGUGACUCACUUUCUAUAAGUGAGAAUAGAGAAUCCGAAGUCAAAAUAUCAGCAGGAGAUGCAGAUCAGUUAAUUGAAGACAAAGAUAAAAACCAGUCUGAAGUCUUGAAAUCUGAGCCUGUGCAAGAGAAUAUCCGAGAUUCCGAGCAUGACCCCAAAACACACGGUGACUCACUUUCUAUAAGUGAGAAUAGGGAAUCCGAAGUCAAAAUAUCAGCAGAUGCAGAUCAGUUAAUUGAAGACAAAGAUAAAAACCAAUCUGACGUCUCGAAAUCAGAACCUGUGCAAGAGAAUAUCGGGGAUUCCGAACAUGACCCCAAAACACACGGUGAAUUAUUUUCUGUAAGCGAGAAUAGAGGAUCCGAAGUCUCACCAGUAGAUUCUGAUCACUUGAUGGAAGACCAAGGCAAGAAGCAGUCUGACGUCUUGCUGUCUCAACCUGUGCAAGAGAUUAUCGGAGAUUUCGGACAUGACCCAAAUGCUAGCACGUUUGACGCUGCUUCAAAGGAGGAAGUGUGUGUCGCUGUGAAUGAAGCAGAGGACAAGACUGAACCGAAAACAUCACAAGAGGACGACCUUCUACCAGUUCCAGAUGGCCAGCCUUUAGACUUGCUACUCAUUGGUCGAACGGGACAUGGCAAAACCUCGAUAUGCAAGACGAUCCUCGAAAGCACAGAUACCAUUGCUAAAUGUACAACAGAAUGUUUCCUUAUUGAGACUAUCGUUGGCCGAAGGCUGUUACGACUUCUUGAUACCCCAGGGACCAUCGACAGCAAGAAGGGUGGCGUCGCGCUGAAGGAGGUGGCCAACAUAUUCACUCUAAACCCCAGCGGUUUCCACGCCAUUUUGUUUGUCAUAAAAUAUGGCAGCAAAAUGUCAGCUUAUGAACUUGGGCUAACUGAGAUGCUGAAAGUGUUGUUGGGAGAAGACGUGUUUAGAAACUACGUCAUGCUUGUAGUUACCCAUGGCGAUAGAUUCGAAGCCGACAUGGAGAAGGGUCUUGUAGCUGGUGAUAUUAAAUCCUAUGUUGAUCAACACGACGGUCGUCUCAAGGAUCUGUUGACGGAAUGUAAACACAGAAUGAUUCUCUUCGACAACACAGACGUGGACCCGGCGAAGAAACGAAAGCAGGUCUGCGAGUUGGUCUCCAUGGUAGAUGAAAUUGUGAACAGCAAUGAUGGUAAACGAUACGACAGUUCCUAUUUUAAACUGGCCAAGAAGGAAACUGAGUUCCAGACCUCGACCACGCUAACUGGCUCGGAAACGGACGAAGAGAGGCGGAUCCUGGAAGAAGGCAUCAGAGGGCAGGUGGGCCAGGUGGUAGCGGAGCAGAUUAAGAAGGACAACAACUGGUGCUUCCCCGCGGAUGCCUUGGUGCGGCUGUCAUCGGGGCAACACGUUACCAUGGCGAGUCUUCGAGUUGGCGAUAAGGUUCUCAGCUGCGCUCACGAAAGCAAAUUGGUCUACAGCGAAGUAUACAUGUUCGGACACGUCGAGAGUGACGUCAUGUUGCCGUGCAUCAAGAUACGGACCUCAGACUUCAGCAUCUCCCUCUCUCCAGGCCACUACGUCUUUGUCGGUGACGAGCCAGCGUCGUCGAUGACGCCAGUUCUGGCUCAGAACGUGAAGUGUGGCGAUCGCGUGUACGCCUGUCGCUCGUCUCACAGUGUCGACGUGGAGCCCAGAUCUGUAGAACUAGAACCCAGUACUGUUAUUGAAGUUCAGUCCACCGUCUGUCGUGGAAAGUAUGCACCAUUUACGGAAUGUGGGACCAUUGUCGUGGAUGACAUUCUAGCAUCUUGUUACGUAGAGAUUCUGCCGCCUUACGUCUCCCACGUACUGUUGUGGCCCAUCAGGAAGUUGUAUGCUGUUUUUCCUGGUUUAUGCUCCACCCUUACUUACAGCAGAUUCUGUGGAAUCCCACUUUGGAUACAUUGGUGUAUGAAAACUUUACUCCCGCGUUUGCCACUUAUCUUCGGCGAUAGACUAACCAAGUGAUCGUUUUUCUGCCAUCAUGUGUCUCUCAUCUGGUCUCCCACGUACUUUUGUGGCCCAUGAGGAAGUUGUAUGCUGCUUUUCCUGGUUUAUGCUCCACCCUUCCACUGUGGAUACAUUGGUGUAUGAAAACUUUACUUCCACGUUUUUCACUUAUCUUCAGCGAUAGACUACUAGUAACCAAGUGAUCGCAUGAUAAAUACCUUAUAAACCCCUGACAUAUAGUGUACCGGCUUGGUGUAAUAUCUGUUCUUUUGUUUGCAAAAUGUCUCACUUUUGCCAGUUGAAUUUAAUAGUAUUAGUAACCAUACUCUACUCGUUUUCAGAUUUUAUACAAUGACAUCGAUGGCACAUGGGUAAUUACAUCGAAGGUAGUCGUGUAAUAUGACCAUGCUGAACAUUUUGUACCCAGAAAAGCAUCACAAAUAUCGUAUAGUAGUUUGGCGGACUUUAUAGAUUUAUUGGUGUAUAACGGUAAAUGCCCACCAUUGCCUAAUCGACCAAGUUAACACUAUAUAACAAUAUAUGCCAAAUACUAGUAGUUCCUAAUUGAUAUAAUGGUGUGCAAUACUUGAUGUUAAAUGUUGUUGUUCUUUUCGUUCGCUUGUUGAAUACAUGUCGAGGCCAGGAGUGACUGUGAACGAUACUGUUCUCUGUAGAUCACUUCUUGUGCCAUACAGCUUUUUUCUGGAGAGUUGUUGUAGUUGUCCAGGUAGUCUGCCUCAGUUGCUGUAGGUUUAUGCGGUUAUGUUAAAUGUUUAUACGCAAAAUAAAAUGUUGAGAAUACUGGAGAAACAAUGAGCAAGUACUAGUUCAAAUCUCUUACUUGUUGUCGGGACGGGACGUAGCCCAGUAAUAAAGCGCACGCCUGAUGCGCGGUCGGUCUAGGUUCGAUCCCCGUCGGUGGGCCCAUUGGGCUAUUUCUCGUUCCAGCCAGUGCACCACGACUGGUAUAUCAA
Gigantopelta aegis is the source of this 4562-nucleotide messenger RNA. RefSeq lists its product as uncharacterized. The record is from RefSeq and is a predicted model, not a curated record. Bases 139 to 3606 code for a protein of 1155 amino acids. Gene Ontology annotation, biological process: protein autoprocessing; cell-cell signaling; multicellular organism development. Gene Ontology annotation, molecular function: GTP binding. The transcript is spliced from 4 exons. NCBI's taxonomy places the organism in Eukaryota, Metazoa, Mollusca, Gastropoda, Neomphalida, Peltospiridae.